Caenorhabditis elegans is the source of this 776-nucleotide messenger RNA. RefSeq names its product EF-hand domain-containing protein (gene T24E12.11). The record is from RefSeq and is marked reviewed. Lineage: Eukaryota; Metazoa; Nematoda; Chromadorea; Rhabditida; Rhabditidae.
AUAACCAAAUGGAUUCGUUCCCAGCUUUCCACCAAGAAACGUAUGACGCUAAUAUGCAAGCAGCAGUGCAAAUGUUCUACGGGCAACAACUUGGCUUCCCAGCUGCUCCGAUGACACCUCAUCCAUACUCAAUCCCAGAGGCGCUAUUCAACAUGAGCCCGGAUUAUGGAUUGAACAGUGGGUUGCCAAGCUUGGGGAGCUCUGCGCUGUAUUGUGCCACUCCAGUUGAGGAUGCUGAUGCAUUUGACACCAGCUUGGAAUCGACAGAAUCCUCGAUUGCUACGACAGAGCAGCAACAAGAAUUUACUGUGCCGGAGCAACAACAAUCGGAAGCUCUUGCUAAGCUGCAUGAAAAGUUUGAUGAAGACACCUCCGGUUACACGCCACUGGACCUGCUAGCCGCUGUCGCAAAAUAUGAGGAGACCAUCGAAGAUUUUGUCUUUGAUGACGCUCCCCAAAUGAAAAGGAUCGUCGAAAACGGAAUCCCAUUCGAUCAAGAAUUUCAGGAUUGGGAAGACGUGCCAAAAGAAGAACAAGUCCGGCGCGUCCAAGUCUUCAAGGACAGCCGAGCGGCUGGGCAGAGGAAGUUGCAGUAAAAGUGAGAUAGGGGUUUCGUUGUGUUGUACUUUUGCAUCUUCUCUCCUUUUUCUAUGUUUUUUUUUCCAAAUUUUCUUAUUGUACCUUCCACCAGAAUUGCCCUUUUUUGUGUUUUUAGAGAAUUGCAUCAAGAUUUUUGUUAUUGAAAUUUGAAAAUAAAUCGGGUCCGUAAUAAUGAU